Molecule: messenger RNA, 291 nt
Organism: Rotaria sp. Silwood1
Lineage: Eukaryota; Metazoa; Rotifera; Eurotatoria; Philodinida; Philodinidae
Source: the annotation of a GenBank genome assembly
AUGUCAAUGGCAAAAAAAGAUUUAGCAAAAGAUAAUGAAAAACGUUCAUGUGAAUUAGCUGCUGAUUUUACUCAUUUACAAUUACAACCAAUACAUAAAAUCAUGACAUUAAAAUUUGCACUUAAUCAAGCAUUUGAAAAUCUAUUAUCCGGUGCAGCCUAUUUAUCGGAAUUUAUAGGACAAUUAUGUCGUGUUACAAAAGCAACUGAAAUUGGAAUUCUAAUUCUAUUAUCAUUAUUAUUAACUUUUAUUGGAUAUAUUUAUCAUUUUGAAAAAAUAACUUAUCAUUAG